Messenger RNA from Polychytrium aggregatum, 1572 nucleotides. RefSeq names its product kinase-like domain-containing protein. Bases 221 to 1429 code for a protein of 402 amino acids. Gene Ontology annotation, cellular component: cytoplasm. Gene Ontology annotation, molecular function: protein serine/threonine kinase activity; protein serine/threonine/tyrosine kinase activity; ATP binding. NCBI's taxonomy places the organism in Eukaryota, Fungi, Chytridiomycota, Chytridiomycetes, Polychytriales. Gene Ontology annotation, biological process: protein phosphorylation; signal transduction. The transcript is spliced from 8 exons. The record is from RefSeq and is a predicted model, not a curated record.
CGCUAAUUUCAGCAUCCCUCCACCUUCCACCUUCCACCCUCCUACCCUCAAGAGCCUCUCUCCUUACCCGCUCCAUCGAGUGGUGAAAUCGUGCUCUCCCGUUCAUCCCGGCAACCCGAUUUCGUCCGCUCUCUGAGACCUAUCGCCUCCCUCGUGCUCCCUUGAUAAAACCGCCAAAUUGGAUUCCCUGGACCAGAAGAAGAGGACCGUGGCCAAUCCAAUGGAUGCUACGUCCGGAAAGGCGAGCUCUACGAGUAACAAUGUGAUCAACGGCAUCAAGUUAAGCAACGAGCCGGACCCGUCGAAAAUCGUCACCGUCCAGGCCAAUAGUGGGAAGACUGGCGAGGCGAUCGAGCUAUCGUACACAGGCUACAAGGUUAUUGGAAAUGGCUCCUUUGGUGUGGUUUUCCAAGCCAAGCUGGUCGAUUCGGGAGAUCAAACUGCCAUCAAGAAGGUUCUGCAAGAUAAACGCUUCAAGAACCGAGAGCUCCAAAUCAUGCGACUGGUGGACCACCCCAACAUUGUCGCGCUGAAGGCCUUCUUCUACUCGAACGGCGAUAAGAAGGAUGAGGUCUUUUUGAACCUGGUGCUCGAGUUCAUUCCCGAAACCAUCUACCGCGCGUCCCGGCACUAUGCCAAAAUCAAGCAAACCAUGCCGAUGCUCUGUAUCAAGCUGUACAUGUACCAGAUGUUCCGCUCCCUGGCCUACAUCCAUGCCCUCGGCAUCUGUCACAGAGAUAUCAAGCCGCAGAAUCUGCUGCUCGACCCCACCAGCGGAGUGCUGAAGCUGUGCGAUUUCGGAAGCGCAAAGAUCCUGGUGGCUGGAGAGCCGAAUGUCAGCUACAUCUGCUCCCGGUACUACCGUGCACCCGAACUGAUUUUUGGAAGCACCGGAUACGUGGUCAAUAUCGACGUGUGGUCAGCAGGAUGUGUCAUGGCCGAACUGAUGCUGGGACAGCCCCUGUUCCCUGGCGAGUCAGGAGUUGACCAGCUUGUUGAGAUCAUCAAGGUCCUGGGCACACCAACCCGCGAGCAGAUCAAGGCCAUGAACCAAAACUACACGGAAUACAAGUUCCCUCAGAUCAAGGCCUGCGCUUGGAGCAAGGUAUUCCGAUCACGAACCACGACUCCCGAGUCACUGGAUCUGAUUAGUAAAUUAUUGGAGUAUACCCCCAACAACCGCUUGAGCGCAAUCGAAGCCAUGGUGCACCCGUUCUUUGACGAACUACGCAAGCCUGACACAAAAAUGCCCAACGGAAAGGACUUACCACUGCUAUUCGACUUUUCGGCGCUGGAGCUGUCCAUACGACCCGACCUGAACCGACAGCUCGUCCCACCUCAUGCCGAGGCCGCGCUCCGGGCCCGCGGAAUAGACCUGGACCAGUUUCAACCCAUCACCAUCCAACAUGCCGUUCUUGGGCAGGAGUGAGCACCUCGAGCGCUACCACUCCUCCUCCAGAUUCCCAAAGGGCACAGAAGGAAAGACAAGGAACGCCCCCCUCCCCCCCCCCUCGCCGCUCCCACCCCUAUCCUCUAUCCUGUUACCUUUCUCCUUUCUCCUCCAUCUCUCUA